Molecule: messenger RNA, 2295 nt
Organism: Lineus longissimus
Lineage: Eukaryota; Metazoa; Nemertea; Pilidiophora; Heteronemertea; Lineidae
Product: ethanolamine kinase 1-like
Exons: 8
Coding region: 21-1268 (415 amino acids)
Biological process (GO): phosphatidylethanolamine biosynthetic process
Cellular component (GO): cytoplasm
Molecular function (GO): ethanolamine kinase activity
Source: RefSeq, a predicted model, not a curated record
UGACCUGCAGAGGCCUACGCAUGACAAUUCAUGCUAGGCUGGCCUUGUUUCAACGUGAAAUUGUAUGUUUGCUUGAGAAAAUCACGGGGGUUGCACUUUCUCAAAGACCAUCGACCAUGUCUGCUCAGGUUCUCAAUCUCAACAUCACGGUCGAUAAGGAAAACAACCGAGAUGGCUUACUGAAGGUGCUGGCGAAACUGCGACCAGCUUGGAAGGAAGAUGACAUCAAAAUCGAGCCUCUACAGCAGGGUUUCAUCAACCACAUGGUACUCUGCAAAGCAAACGAAAACAAAGAUGAAUGGUUGGUGGCCAGGAUAUUCGGCAUCAUCGUGGAGGGCUUCAUGCAAAACAGGCAGAAGGAGUUAAUCCACACAAAGUUGAUGGCGGAUUUGAAGAUUGGGCCUCCCCUCUACGCGACAUUCACCAAUGGGCUUGUUUCUGGAUUCGCCAAGGGCAAGAGCUAUUUCUGGACGGAUUUGUCUGCUUUUAAGGAUACCAAGCUCUUGAAGUCAGUUGCGCGGGCUAUGGCCAAGAUGCACUGCGAGGCGACAAGGCUGGUUGCUGUCGAUGAAUACGGAGUGGAGAAGGCGAGGACCAUGAUGGAUGUCCUCAGUGACUGUAUACACGAGUGGCCCAAGGUGAUCGUCAAUGAGGAAACAACAAAAUGGUUCAACAGUGAGGUACCGACCCAAGAAGAGCGGAGAAAGGAACUAGAAUUGGUGUUUGGCUAUAUGCAAGCAAUGAUGGACGGCCGGUAUGGAGAUAAAAUCCCGUUUUGUCACAACGACUGCAACCCGACCAAUAUCAUCUAUGACGAAGAAAAUGACCACGUGACCUUCGUCGAUUUCGAGAUGUGUGGUCUCGGUGAGCCUUUGGCGGAUUUGGGCAAUUUCCUUAUAUCGUCUGCCAUAGGGUUUGCACCAGAUCCACAGGGACUGUACCACAGUCCUGAAGUCUCGCGAGAAGUCGUCUUGACCUACUUAGAGGAGAUCAAUAAACAUGACAAUAUCCAUGAUGAAGUCAUGGAGGAACAAAUCCAGGAUACUCUUGACAUGGUCGAAGUCGUAGCUAUAGCUCAGUUAUAUUUCUUCCACGUUGCUCUAGCUAAACUGGCGAACAUCCCCGAGAGAUCCUUGGACCCCAAGAUGUUCCUUGGCAUGAGUAUUGCCCGCCUCAAGUGCUACUGGAGGGAUCGUGCCAGGAUGUUUGAGCUAUUGGAGAAACUGAAGAACAAAUGGUGUAAGAAUAUCAAGACGGACGAGAAGUGAAAAACGCAAAAAUAUACGGCAGACUGUCCACUAUGGUUACCUCUCGUGUACCUGUGUGACUGUCCGCUAUGGUUACACCAUACACAUAGCGGACAGUAAUGACUGUGUCCACAUGUAACCAUAGCGGACAGUAUGCCAGCUAUAACCGCAUUUUAGGUCACAUUAUCAAACACUUAGAGCCAAGUGCUUGAUGUACAUGCUACACAACACAGCACGUGCAAUGACAAUCAUUACUUGGGCAGAUAUGGUAGAAAAGCGCAAUUUUUACCCUUAAUUAGGCGUAGGGCUACACAAACACUAAUUUCACUGCGUAUUUAGGACAGCUUCAUAAAUAUGAACCUAUUAACAGUUAUGUUUUAGCUAUCAUCUAGAAAUACCAACCAGGAAAUCCACGUCAAGUGCAAAAGAACAGGAAAUAUUCGAGGUUGGAUCUGCCUGUGCUUUUAAUUCAUUUGCUGUCGUCUGCUUCGGUAACUACAGCGGACAGUGAUUUGCUGACACAGAAACUGACUGAAACCGUCGGCCAACCAGAAAAACGCAAGCCACGGAACGGGCGGUGACAGAUUGGAAGAGCGUCAGACUUGUCAUCGGAAGGUCGUGUGGGUUCGAGGCUCGAUCAGUGCCUGAUCUCCAAAUACUCAGCCAACAUUAAAGUUCUGCUGACCCACAAUAUGCCCCUAGAUGAACUUCUAAAUAAGUUUGACCUUGGUAUAGAUUUAUCACAACUCAAUUACAUGCAAAGUCGAAAUCACAUAAAGGCCUAUGUAGUUCGAUUUAAUGUGCACAGUCAUUUGCCAACAUUUAGCGGAGCACACCAUUCGUAAUUACUGGUGGGUCAGGAAAUGCAGUUAAUACACAGAAUGCUUUUGUGCAUUUAUUAUGCAUACAAAUUAGCUGUAACCUGGUGUUUAUAGAAUUUAUAUACCUGCCUACACAAACCCUUGUUAAAAUUCAUAUUCAGUAGGCAUUAACACAAUUUGAAACUGAAAGUUUGAUUAAAAUAAAUUUCAAAUUUUAACGAAUGGCA